Molecule: messenger RNA, 2913 nt
Organism: Andrographis paniculata
Lineage: Eukaryota; Viridiplantae; Streptophyta; Magnoliopsida; Lamiales; Acanthaceae
Product: putative late blight resistance protein homolog R1B-16
Exons: 1
Coding region: 100-2769 (889 amino acids)
Biological process (GO): defense response to other organism
Molecular function (GO): ADP binding
Source: RefSeq, a predicted model, not a curated record
UGUUCAUCUAUAGAAAAGUUUUUUCAAUUUUAGUGCAAAUAUAUUUCCAUAGCAGUUGUGGAUUUCUAUUUUCUUCAACAGCCUUGUAAGAAUUCAGAUAUGGCUGUAGCUGCUUAUGCAUCUUUGGUUUCUCUUACUCAUGUACUCGACAAUGUUCAUUACCGAGCCCAGCUUCGUCACUUUCACGUGGACAUAGAACACAUUGAAACUUUACAGGAAAGUGUCAACUCUUUGUUGAAAUUUGUUGAAGUUCACUCAGCAAAAGAAGGCGAAAGAAUCGAUGGCUUGUGGAGGCAAAUACCUAAGGUUGCCUUUGAAGCGGAAGAAGUAUUUGAUUUUCAUGUAGUGAAUCAACUUCAGCUCCGAUCCGAGGUAGUAAAAGCUGAUUUGGGCCUUUCAGCUUUCAAUGAAGAUAUCGAUGGAGCGAUCCAAAAGUUUGACUUCAUUAUGAAAGAGUUGUUCGUGGAGGAAGAUGCGCCGAAGGAUUUUCAAUUUGGAAAACAACCGAAAGUUUUUGAGCUUGGUGGCACUUCGGUUGAGGGAGCUUCAUUGACUACUCCAUCCCGUGGAAAGAAUACAAUUGUAGGAUUUGAUGGUCAUGUCGAUGCAAUUGUUGAUUUGCUGACUAGAGAUGAGCCGACACUCCAAAUUAUCCCUAUUGUGGGGAUGGGCGGUAUUGGUAAGACUACUCUAGCUAAAGCCGUUUUUGAUAGCCAACAUAUUGCUGAUCGCUUUGAUAGACGCAUUUGGCUAACAAUAUCACAAGGGUAUACUGUUGAGGACAUCUUAUCGGGUCUUUUAAAUGAUGGAAAAGUUACAACACAUGAUGGAAAUUCUGGUAGAUUAAGGGAUGCUUUGUACAAAGAAUUAUUUGGUAGACCGUAUUUGAUUGUUAUGGAUGAUGUGUGGAGUGAGCAAGCUUGGGUUGAUUUACGAAUGUGUUUUCCUGAUAACAAUAAUAGAAGUCGGGUUAUGAUGACUACUCGGCUUGCAAAUGUGGCUGGGUCUUUGAGCUCUCACAACUCUUAUCCGAUGACUUUUCUAGAUAAGAAUGAAAGUUGGAAUUUAUUUUGUCAGACGAUCUUUGCAAAUGAAGAUUUCCCAUACCCAGAACUGGAAAAGUUUGGAAGAAAGAUUGUGGAGAGUUGUAAAGGGCUUCCAUUAGAAAUUAUUGUAAUCGGCGGCCUACUAGCAAAGUCCGACAUGUCUAGAGAAUAUUGGAAGUCUGUUGCGGACAAUGUUAGCUCCUACGCUAAUUUUGAAGGUGGCGAAUAUUGCCUGAAGAUAUUGUCCUUAAGUUAUAACAAUUUGCCGAUCCACCUUAAGCCGUGUUUCCUUUUUGUGAGUCAUUAUCCUGAAGAUUGGGAGAUCGAUGCCGCGGAAUUAAUUGAGAAGUGGAUUGCUAAUGGAUUGAUAAGAGCGACGAAUGGCAAAAGUCUGGAGGUCACUGCUACAGAAUACUUGGAAGAUCUUAGUGUCAGGAAUCUAGUUUUUAUGCACAAAUCAAGAACUGAUGAUGGAAAGAAAAUUUGCGGCAUUCAUGAUCUGUUAAGAGACCUGUGCCUAAGAGAAUUCGCUAAGGCGCAGUUCAUUCGGUCACCAAGGGUGCAAGACAUUUAUAGGCUAGGAAAACAACAGUGUUUUCUUUGUUCGCGGCCAACUAGCUAUGAAAAUGUAAUAGAUGUCCCGGAAUUUGUUCUUUUAUCCCCAUCACAGGCAUCACCCCUAAGUCCUCCAACCAUUUGUGGUGCUUGCAAAAUGAUGUAUUCACAUGUUACACGUGGAAGGUUGGUCGAGAUAAUGAGUCGAGGCAAUGAUCACUUAGAUUUUUUGCAUCCUACUCAAGUACGAUAUCUUUCUGUUUACACUGAUAUAGAGUUGAUACCUAUAUUGUCAAAUCUACGCUUACUCUGGAAUCUUCAGAUUCUAAAGCUAUUUUUGCAAUGUCGGGCAGUUUUCCCCGAUGAAAUUUGGGAAAUGCCACAGCUCAGGCAUUUGAAUGUCACUAAUGACGACGGGGCUAUUUUGCCGGAUCCUCCGGUGGCUACUCAUGUUAGGGGGGAAGGAACCAUUAUUCUCCAACAGCUGCAGUCCCUUUCGGAAAUAUGGAAUUUCAAGUGCACAAAGGAUGUCUUGGACAGAAUUCCCGACAUAAAGACACUAGAAAUUCGAUAUGCUUAUGGCGUUGAAGAAAGUAUUGGAUCAUCAGAGUAUUCUCUUUGUAAUCUUGUCCAACUCAAGAAUCUCCAGUCUCUAAAAAUAUCAGGGGCUCCGGAAAAUAUUGCAUUUCCGAAUUCUCUUAAGGAGUUGUAUCUGAUUGUUUGCAUAUUCGCAAUUCCUUGGAGUAGUAUGUCGAUCAUUGGCUCAUUGCCGUAUCUUGAGAAACUUGAAUUGUAUUAUGCCACUAAAGAGACUGAAUGGAAUCCAGUUGUGGGUGAAUUUCUUCGAUUGAAAGAAUUGAGCAUUGAGGAUAGAGAUCUACUGCAAUGGAGAGCUGAUAAGGAACAUUUCCCUACUCUCGAACGUCUUCAGCUUUGGCUUCUAAGAUCAUUGGAAGAAAUCCCUUUAGGCAUUGGAGAUAUUCCAACGUUACGUAGAAUUGAAUUGAGUGAAUGCAGUGGAUCUGCUAUGGAGUCGGCAUACCAAAUAUGGGAGGAACAACAAAGCAUCGAAAAUGAUACCAUUGAGAUUCUCGUCAAGAGCGAGCACCAAUGGUGCUCCAUCAGUGAUUUCGUAUCACAACUGAGAGAAGAUGAUGACUCUAAAUGAGACGAUGAAAAUGAAGGAAUUAUUGUAAGGAACCAUCUAUAAUUCUUGUGAUCAUUCUCUUUCGUCUUUUUGGUAUGCUCACGAUCACACGCCGGAUUUUCCGAUUAUGUUUCAUUCGCCUCUGGGAAUUAAGUUGCAACUGUG